UUAAAUUUGUGAGAGGCAAAAUGCAUUUUCAUCAUUUUCUUACAGAAUAGAACUAUACGUAACACACACACAAAUCGAAGCAAUCUAAUCAAGCUCCAAGGACAGAAGCCUAUAGUGUUUCUAUUAUCUUUUAAUAAUAAAUACCAGAUUCUCCUGUGUCCAUUCUAACCUGCAUGUAUUUUUCACCUCAGAGGUCAAGAUAAAGAAUUAACCAAUGGCUGAAGAGAAUUUUACAGUUGUCACUAAAUUUAUUCUUUUAGGACUGACAGACUGGGCUGAACUGAAAGUUGUGCUUUUUGUGUUGUUCCUGGUGAUUUAUGCUGUUACUUUGGUGGGGAAUCUGGGCAUGAUCUUGUUAAUCUACAUCACACCCAAAUUCCACACUCCCACGUACUGUUUCCUCAGCUGCCUUUCAUUUGUGGAUGCCUGCUACUCAUCUGCCAUAGCACCCAAGAUGCUGACCAACCUCGUGGUUGUGAAGGGAACCAUCUCUUUCUCUGCUUGCAUGGCACAGCAUUUAUGUUUUGGGAUCUUUGUUACCACAGAAGGCUUCUUGCUGUCGGUGAUGGCGUACGACCGUUACGUCGCCAUUGUGAAUCCUUUGCUUUAUACUAUAGCCAUGCCUAAGAGGAAAUGUGCAGGGCUGGUCGCUGGGUCAUGGAUUUGUGGAAUAAUUAACUUGUUAAUACACACAAUAAGUUUGGGGAAACUGUCCUUCUGUAGGCUGAAUGUUGUCAACCACUUCUUCUGUGAUAUUCCAUCACUCCUAAAGCUGUCUUGUUCUGAUACCUCCAUGAAUGAGCUGAUGCUCUCAAUCUUCUCUGGAGUCAUUGCCAUGGCCACCUUCUUGACUGUGAUCAUUUCCUACAUGUUCAUUGCUGUUGCUAUCCUGAGGAUCCGCUCAGCAGCAGGCAGACAGAAAGCCUUCUCCACCUGUGCCUCUCACCUGACUGCUGUGACCAUAUUCUAUGGUACCUUAAGCUUUAGUUACAUUCAGCCAAGCUCCCAGUAUUCUGUAGAACAGGAGAAGAUGGUUUCUGUGUUCUACACACUAGUGAUUCCCAUGUUAAACCCCCUGAUUUACAGUCUGAGAAACAAAGAGGUAAAGGAUGCUGUGAGAAGAGCCAUAGAAAUGAAAUAUUCCCUCUGA
Camelus dromedarius (Arabian camel) is the source of this 1150-nucleotide messenger RNA. Its product is annotated as olfactory receptor 5J2-like. Gene Ontology annotation, biological process: sensory perception of smell; G protein-coupled receptor signaling pathway. The transcript has a single exon. The record is from RefSeq and is a predicted model, not a curated record. NCBI's taxonomy places the organism in Eukaryota, Metazoa, Chordata, Mammalia, Artiodactyla, Camelidae. Gene Ontology annotation, cellular component: membrane. Gene Ontology annotation, molecular function: G protein-coupled receptor activity; odorant binding; olfactory receptor activity. The coding region runs from base 215 to 1150 and encodes 311 amino acids.